Messenger RNA from Rhipicephalus microplus (southern cattle tick), 4163 nucleotides. RefSeq names its product PUB and ZnF_RBZ domain-containing protein tamozhennic (gene tamo). The record is from RefSeq and is a predicted model, not a curated record. NCBI's taxonomy places the organism in Eukaryota, Metazoa, Arthropoda, Arachnida, Ixodida, Ixodidae. Gene Ontology annotation, cellular component: cytoplasm.
GGCCCCUGCCAACGGCGUUGCGGUUCGUUUUCUAGGUUUAGAUUCACUUUCGUUUCUGUGCUUGUGCUGCCCUGUCGCAAGCAUAGUAAGCAUCAUGAUACGCCAAUGUAAUAGCUAUAUUUUAAACCUACUGCCGCAUAAAAGAAGCUGUGUUUCGUAGAAAAUAGUUUGCGAAUGGAGCUAUGAUUUCGAGUCGCAUGACCGACAAACGGAAAGCUGUUGUCCAAAUGGGCCUGUCCUUCGCUGUGAUUGCGACAGAUGCGGCCGUGUGAACCCAAUUUGGUUUUAACAUAGUACCCGUCAACAAGCCGAAAUGUGGCGCUCAGCCCCAGACAUGGUGCGCAGCGUUCUAUCCAAGUAUCAGCGGGAGUGUUUGCUUCAAGAGGAAGGCUCCCGCCAAGAGGAGAAGCGCCAGAGCCUUGAAGAUGCUGCCUGGCGACUAGUCUGUAAGCUUCCACAUGCAAACAAGUUUGUCUGCAAACCUGUUGAGGCUGUCCUGCGUCGAGCGCUCGAAGAUGAUGCUUCCUUUGAGCCUCUUCAAGCUGCCACCGCCUUUGCUGCUCUCGAAGAGUAUGCUACCAACCUGAUACUCCAGCCAUGGCGAACCGAAUUGCUACAAAUUAAGCUUUACAGUGGCUACUACAAGCACACCGUGGAGCGAUACCUCAAGAAUGCAGAAACAGUACUUCAGCUGAUGGGCUAUGAGAAGCGAGAAGGCGGUGUGCUGUACUUGACUGAUGCUGUAGACACUGCCACCUUGGGUGAUGUGGCACUAGAUUGCCUCAUAGCAACAGCUGAAUGUAGGGUGCUGGCAGCUAUAAUGGAUGGUAUCAGGGAUCGCGGCUUGUCAUUGAGUUGGAAAGAAAUAUACAGAUUUCGGCGAGACUGCAGCUGUUAUCCCGAGGAUGCCGUUCGAAGCCUGGUGCAAAAGCAUAAAUACAAGAGCUCCAAGCAGCCUAUUCCAGCGUUCAGUGCAAAUGAGCCUUGUUUAUCGUGGCGAGAUUUACCGAUUAGCGAUUAUCAAAUGACUUCCAAUGGCACUUGGCCAUCGUCCAAUUGGCAAUCACACGUUGGGGCAUCAGCUCCCGAUACUUCAGAUAUUAAACGACACACAGCAUCAGGUUACAGAGCUUCACUGCAUGCAGCCAGACAUCCUCAGGAUCUGGUAAUGGGCAGUCCAGAUGUCUUGGGCAAUACUGUAGCUGAUGGUGACUCGUAUGCAGAUGCUUACGGUGUUUCCGCUGGCUCCUGGGGAGGUUACUGUACUGCCAGUGGUUACGACUUUCCUGGCGCUGCGUCAAGAGCUGGUGAUCGGUCUUUUCUGCACUGCGGUCUGGUUGGGGAACAGUGCUACCCAGUGCUUGCAGAUAUGCCUAGCCGUCUAUCACGCCACUCUGGGGACUGCGGCAGCAGUAGGGAUGCAACUGGCCAUCUGUCUCAAGAUUUUAGAUCACUUUCCCUGGGAUCAAAGCUGAGUGGGCUGGAAAUGAAUGGCAUGCCUCAUGAACCAUCCCUUGCCAUGGCAAAUGCUAGGCUACCUUCUCAUCCUGACAGCACUGGGGACUGUCUCGAUGCAGCUGCUGUGGUACAGGCCUCCCAACGCUACUUAGAGGCAGAGGAAGCAGCUAGUGAGAAGCAGAUAUGGUCCUGUGGGGCAUGCACAUAUCUCAAUGCGCCAGAGCGUGACGUGUGCGAGAUGUGCAGCAAAAGCAAGCACCUGGGCCCAGAGAUGACUCCAUUGCUCUCUGGCGGCAAGCAGUGCCCUUUAUGCACGCUUGUCAAUGAUCGUCAAGCAUUGUCCUGCAGUGCAUGUAGUCAGUCGCUGAAAGACUCGCCCACAUACAUUUGAUAUACUGCCUCUACCUUGGUGAUUAUUCUAGGUCUUAAGAAAUGGGUCAUGGGCAUUGGAAUAGGCGAUAGUAUGUUUCAGCUCGCUUGCUGCCGUAUUUUUUUCAUUCUUAUACAUUACAUCCUCCAGAGGUCCAUCAUGCAAUGUUGGCUGUGCAAGUAUUUAAACAUGCUCAUGUUUGGCAGCUAGAAGAGCCAAAACAUUAAAAUUUAUUCAAUUUGUUUGUAAACUUCAAUCUUAAAAUUGUGUGUUUGGAGCAUCCAGGCUUUUUCUAUAGCAGAUAAGUCUGGUAAGAGUGUCACAAUGAAGCCUUUGUUGUAGGUGUUGCAAUGCAAUGUUCUGGAGUAUAAACUGAUAAACAGUAUGUUUGCAGGUGCUCACCUGAUGUCCCUCUGGAGUGUUAUUCACAUAAUUUAUUUCGCCUAAUGCAUGGCCUUCAGUUGUAUUUUACUGAGGUUUUUCAUCCAUGAGAAAGUGCGCUUUUAAGGCUAUGAGCAUUCAACAGGGUGCCGUCACUUAUACCAUUUCAUUAGUCUUUAUUCUUAGAAUGAAACUAAUGUUAUGUUAGAACAUGUACAGUGUGUUUGUAUAGUCUUUUUUUUUCUGUUGCUAGAAGCAGUGGCAAAGCCCUCAUUACUGCUUUUGUGUGUUGAUUAUUUCUUCUAGGAUAUAAGGUCACAACUCCUGCAUUUUGUGGCAGAUUGCUUUUUAAUGACUUGUUAACUCAGGAUUGUUAUCCAGUUAAAGAAUUCCAUCGGCAGGAAUUUUAGAUGGCUCGAGUGUUUGUUCUUGUGCUGAUAUUGUUUGUUGAGGCAGCAAAAUGCUGCUAACCAGUGUUACAAGACCUAUGGAUAUUUGCCACUUCGGAUAUUUGCCACUUCCUCAACACAUUAGUUUACAAUUUUUGCUCACCUUUUUCGCUGAAGAAAAUAAGAAAGAUUAUGAAAAAAAAAGGAAGAUAAAUGCAAAUUAAAGAGUGAUGUUAAGCUUGACCAGCAUCUUGCAUUUUUGGAACCCUCGAAAUGCAAGUCUGACUGUUAGUAGAGUAAGCCCGAAAACAUAUUCAAAAAAGGAUGAAACUGAAUUUCCACACCUUGUUCUUAUGACUUCUUGAUAUAUAUAUAUGCAAAGCAUCUUCUCAAGAAUAUCACCUGCCACAAUGGUCUAUUGGUUAUGGUGCUUGACUACUGACCUGAAGGUCGUGGGAUCAAAUCCCAGCCGUGGCAGCUGCAUUUUAAUGCAGGAAAAAUGCUAGAGCCCCGUGUACCUGCAUUUGAGUGCACGUUAAAGCACACCAGAUGGUAAAAAUUUCUAGAGCCCUCCACUACGACAUCUUUCCUAAUCUUAUCGUGGUUUCGCGACAAAAAAGUCCCUACAGUUACAAAAAAAUUAAUUUAAAAAUUUUAAUUCUUAAAAAGAGGUACCGUGAACCCCACUUAUACAUUCCUCACAUAUACAUUUUCCUAAUUGAAACAUUUCAGGCAUCCACUUUCAGCAAUGAAUCUACAGACAACACCUAUCCAUCAAUCAGUUUGGUGAUGUGACAGGGCCAUUUAAAUGCUCAAAACUUUUUGGGUCUGCAGAAAUGCAAUAGAGAUGUCAGACUUCCAUCAACUGACGAAUAAUUUUUUUCCGGGUAAAUCUGAGUGUAACGUGUUUCAUUAUUUAGUAGCACUUUAAUUUUAACUAUAUGUUUGCAUAAUAGCUUUCUCAGCUACUGUGUUUUUUUUUUUUUUUUGGCUGUCCUAUAAAAAAUGUAUUGCAGGGGUUCUACUGUAGGAGUUUAUCAACAAGCAAAGAUUAUAUAUCUCAUUCUAAAGGAAUCAUACACAACCCACUAGGUUUUGAAAAUUCUGUACAAAAGGAGCUGAAAAUGUGAAAAGUACUUUGACGUGAUGACAUCAGUCUAACGCACAAAUGCUGAAGUUGAGGUAUGAAGUUCGGAAGGAGAAACAUUAUUUUUAUUUUCUCUGCAAACAACCAAGUGUCUUCUUGAUGCAAACGCACAUUAACUUUAGAGGGAAUGUCAGACUAGAGAAGUACCAGAGUUGUUUCACGGAGCACCCUAUAGGACAUAAAAGUUUGAAGUGUAAACUGACUUAUGGAAAUAUUUGUUACCAAUUUUAUUCUUGUGAUUGUUUGUCAAUAUAGCUGGGACUGUCUCAGAAAUGCCAGCUUAUGUUCAUUCAGGGCACCAUUUUACUGUGUUGCUGCACCGGUUGCGUAUGUGAAUGUAGAUACCCUGACGAUAGAAAAGUUUGUCACUUGCAUACUCUAAGCAUGAAACAUGCAUGAAUAAAGUUUAUUGGCUUUA